AUGGCGAGUUUAAGCUACUGCUCCAACUGGGAAACUACUCAUGAUCACUACCUUAACUUCAGCGAAACCUUGGACGAUGCUUCUGGUCUUGUUAUGGCGUCACCUCCUUUCUUCCCGCAGCAGCAAACAGUAGUAGAUCACCAGCUUGAAGCACCGGCGCCGGCGGAGCUUCUUUUCGGCUUCAACGACCGCAGUUUUCUUCUCCCAGAGUCGUCGCCGUCGUUGUUUUCUUUUGAUCCUCUUUUCAACUCCGGCGAGUUCAUUUUCUCCGACAACUACGUUUCUCCGCCACCGCCGCCGCCGGAAUAUUUAUUUCCCGGGGAACUCGAAUUCCAGGCCCACCCGAAACGCCAGAAGCUCUACCACGACCAUUUCCCACUGGAAAUUACCCAGAAUUGUUUCGGCGCCGCCUUCAUUCCGAACCUUCCUCUACUCCAAGACUUGAAGCCUUCGCCGCCGCCUCCUUCAUCGUCAUUGUUGCAGGAGAGCCUUUUGCCGGAGCUCCCGAGUGGUUCUUCCUUCCCUGCGUACUGUGAUCAUCGCGGGGAGACUGAGGUGGCGAAGAAGAACGAUAGCGGGAAGUGCGGCGUGAAAACGCUGUCGGCUCAGAGCAUCGCGGCGAGGGAGAGGAGGAGGAGGAUUGCGGAUAAGACGCAGGAGCUGGGAAAGCUCAUUCCCGGCGGGCAGAAGAUGAACACCGCCGAGAUGUUUCAGGCCGGUUAUAAGUACAUCAAAUACAUGCAAACUCAACUUUCAGUGCUUCAAUCCUGCCACGACUCAUCACAGGAAAGUGGGGAGACAUAUAUGAGUGAAGAAUUGGAGAGUCUGGUUGGGUCAGUAUUGAUUCAAGAAAAGUUGUACUCAAAUGACAAGUGUUUGGUUCCACAAAAGUUCAUUCAAUCACUACCAAAUGCCCAUCAGCUCGAUCAAGCCUCGCCCCUAAGAUUUGACACAAAAUCAAACUCCGAUCCAAUUAGCUAG
Ipomoea nil (Japanese morning glory) is the source of this 981-nucleotide messenger RNA. Its product is annotated as transcription factor bHLH52-like. Bases 1 to 981 code for a protein of 326 amino acids. Gene Ontology annotation, molecular function: protein dimerization activity; DNA-binding transcription factor activity. NCBI's taxonomy places the organism in Eukaryota, Viridiplantae, Streptophyta, Magnoliopsida, Solanales, Convolvulaceae. Gene Ontology annotation, biological process: regulation of DNA-templated transcription. The transcript is spliced from 2 exons. The record is from RefSeq and is a predicted model, not a curated record.